This is a messenger RNA of Hemiscyllium ocellatum (epaulette shark), 1777 nucleotides long. It is a transcript of the gene pwp1, whose product is annotated as PWP1 homolog, endonuclein. Gene Ontology annotation, cellular component: nucleus. Bases 124 to 1605 code for a protein of 493 amino acids. Gene Ontology annotation, molecular function: protein binding. The record is from RefSeq and is a predicted model, not a curated record. Gene Ontology annotation, biological process: rRNA processing. The transcript is spliced from 15 exons. NCBI's taxonomy places the organism in Eukaryota, Metazoa, Chordata, Chondrichthyes, Orectolobiformes, Hemiscylliidae.
UCCCCGGAAGUCCCGCGUGCUCCUGUUGUCGCUGAGGGCCACGCGGCCAUUGGGGAGAGUUCGCACCGGCCUUUCCCGCCGCGGAGGACAGCAACUGCAGCCGUUACCGACCCUUCGAGCGGCAUGAGCAGCCUGAGCCCGUGUGUUAGCUGGGUCCCCCGCGGGGUGACCAAGGAAAUCCCGGACAAGGUGACUCUGAGUAAGGAGGAGUUGCAGCAAUUAAUCCUCGAUGCAAGAGAAGAAUUUGAUGAUCAGGAGGAGGCUGAGGAAAAGGCAGAAGGAGGGAAUGAGGAGGAGUUGAUGGAUGGAACAGACAACCUUGCCUCGAGUGAUUCCAAAACACAAGAGGCGGGAGAAGAGGAAGACAAUGACAGUCUGGCAGAAUAUGAUCUUGAUCAAUAUGAAGAAGAGGAUGGUGGAGUGAAUCUGGGUGACAGUUUGGGAGGACUCUCAGUCUAUGCUAGCAAUGACGAUGAUCCAUAUGUCACUCUUAAAGAUACAGACCACUAUGAAGAUGACGAUUUCAAAAUCAAGCCCACUGACAAUCUAAUCAUUGUGGGAAAAGCUGAGAAGGAUUGCUGCAGCCUCGAGAUAUAUGUUCACAACCAGGAGGAGCAAUCUCUCUAUGUCCAUCAUGAUGUGCUGCUUCCUGCCUAUCCAUUGUCUAUUGAAUGGCUCAACUUUGAUCCAAACCCAGAAAAACUAACAGGGAAUUAUGUUGCUGUGGGUAACAUGACUCCUGUGAUUGACGUGUGGAAUCUGGAUACAGUUGAUUGUCUGGAACCCGUCUUCAGUCUGGGGAAAAAGAAGACAAAAAAGAAGAAACAGGGCAAAAAGGGUGCAGAGAAUUGGGCGGAGGGACAUACAGAUGCAGUUCUUGAUCUAUCUUGGAACAAAAACAUCAGGAGUGUUCUGGCCAGUGCAUCUGCUGAUCAGUCAGUGAUUCUCUGGGAUAUGUCUCAGAAGAAACCCGUGACGAAUCUCUCUUCACAUACAGACAAGGUACAGACUGUCUGCUGGCAUCCAUUUGAAGCACAGACACUUCUCUCUGGAUCAUUUGACAAAUCAGCCAGACUGUAUGACUGCCGGAAUCCAAAGGAGAACUGUCGCACCUGGAGGUUCAGUGGGGAGGUUGAGCGAGUGAAGUGGAAUCAUUUUUCACCAUGUAACUUCCUGGCCAGCACAGAGGACGGUUUUGUGUACUGUUUAGAUGCACGUUCAGAGAAACCACUUUUCACACUGAGAGCUCAUGAUGGCGAAGUAACAGGUUUGGAGCUCAGUAGCCAAAUCCAAGGUUGCCUGGUAACAUCAUCUGCUGAUAAACACGUGAAGGUUUGGGACAUUUUGGGGAACAAACCCAGCUUGGUCCAUUCCAGGGAUAUGAAAAUGGGUGUGGUGUUUUGUGCAGCUUGUUGUCCAGACUCUCCAUUUCUCUACUGUUUCGGAGGUCAGAAGGGAGGUCUACGCAUGUGGGACAUCAGCAGCGUCUCUGCAGUGAACACCGCCUUUGGAUCUCGUGAAAGAUUGCAGGUAGCUACACCCUGGAGGUCAACAGUCACUGGCUCCGUGACUAGCAGCACGACAGAAAGUGUCAUGGAAUCAUAGGCUGAAGAAGACAGUCAGCUCCCUACAAUCUCCCAGUGUCUCUGAUCAAACAGCUUGGUCAUUUCAAGGAAAGACUAUGCCAACUGAUUCUUUUUAAUAUUUUAUUACAUUAUAUAAAAUUACUGAGCAGGUAUCCUGCUUCAUUUGUGUAAUAAAUUGAAUGUUGCUUCUA